AUGGAAUCCCUAUUCUACUCUCCUGAACGAAGCCAAAGCGAUAUCGAAGAAACUCACCAUUAUCUCGAGACAGAAGAUAGUGCUACAUGUGUUGGGAUGACUACGACUUCAGAGAAAACAGAAAAGGAAAUCAUCGACGCAUACGAAGUUGCUAAAGGCUUUUUCGAAGAAGCUGAUCACAUUAAGGCCUUGGAGACAACCGAGAAAACAAUAUCUGAUCAUGGGAUUAUGAACCAAUUCUGCUCUCCUCACCACCAACUGCAAGGUGAUAUCUUCUCUGAGUUAGCGAGAAAGACAGAUAUCACCGACAUCAAAUGCGUAUACUUGUUUGCUUCUGUCGAUUCGUAUUCAACGUCUACUCGCCUGUGUCCUCAAGAUGUAAGCUCCUUUUGUGCCUGUGCUCGUUCGCUGAUGGAAUUGGGUGAUCAGCUUGGGAUAAACAAGUUUUAUAAGAAAGCUGAGUCCAAGGCAAGACGAGGGUUAUCCUCUUUAAAGAAGAUGAUGCUUAAGCCUCAAGAAACUGAAAAUUUGGAAACACAACUUCAGUCGUUGAUAAAUCUUGCAACAGUGAAGAUGAAUAGCAAUGCGACUGCGACUGCGUCUGAUACAAUGGCUAAUGAUCAGAUGGAAUCGGGAAAGCAAGAACAGGGGAAGGAAGAUCCUUAUGUUGAUCGUAUGAACAACUUGUGGGGUAAACUGGAUGGAAAGACCAAAAGGGAAUUUUUGGUAGUAGACACUAAAAGUCUUUUGGACUACAUAAAGAAUUUGUGUGGCAACAAAGUGACAGAACAUUUUGCGAAAUGUGUAUACAGUGUGGUCGAGGAUAAACUUCGAUGGAGAUGGUGGAAGUGCCGCAUUUGUCCUCAGGUAAAUUACUGUUUUACAGAUUACAAGUGGCACAUCUUAGAUAACCACGUGCACAAAUUUCAACCCCGAAGAUUCUUUACUCGUCCUAAGUGUGUGGAUAAGGUUUUGGCUGACAUGAUAUGUUGUGGGAACUGGGAGCCUGUGGAUGUAGCUAAGGCAAAAGAUCUUAUCAUGAGUAAAACUAAGCGCAGGGAAAAGUUUGCUUAUGUUAAUGGAUGGUGUAGUGAUUGGCCUGUUGCCAAUGAUAAAAAGCGGAAAGACAUACUCAAACAGUUUUCUCAUCUUCUUAAAUCUUCUUGCUCCAAUGAGAAUGAUACUCUUCCAUGUAGCCUCUGGGAUUGGUUGAUAGAUUACACAGAAGAGAAUCUGCCACUAUCUCAAGUUCCCGGGAGCUAUCUUGAUAAAUGUAACUUCUUUGAGAACCCUCAGUGCAUCUGCUUCUUAGAUCUUAAGAAUCUUGAAUACAUUCUCGAAUAUUUUAGACAGCUCAUCAUCACAGAUGUUCGCACAAGAUUAGUGUCAACAGCAGUGAAUCGGUUUUGGGGAAAUUCCUUGGUCAAGGAAAGAAUCGAUCUUGAGCGAGGAACUUGUAAUCUGCUUCUGGAUGAGAGACUGUUGUAUGAAGGAGAGCAUCAUGAUUUUGAUGACGACACAGAGGCAGUAAGGACUUUUAAUUCAAGUAAAAUUUAUGAGCAUGUGAUACCUAAGGGUGAUAAACUCGUCUCUUGGGUUCUAGACUGCCCAGCAAUCGAUACCGAUUUUGUGUCUCAAGUGGUGGAGGGUAUAGACAAUCUUGAGAUAUGGUUAGCAGUUUUGAGAAUAGUACGGUGCACAGCUAGGAAAGAGGAAAGCUACUAUAAUAAGAGAGACAAGCUGAUAACCUAUGGUAAGAUGUUGGACGAGGCUGAGACCACUUGUGACAAUGAAGACAAUAGGAAGAAUGCUAAUCAGAGGGUAAGAUACGCGUUGGUGCUUCAAAUGUUGUGUGAGGCGCGUCAAAGGCAGGAUAAUGCUACCACAUGUUGUCUCCUAAAUGUGGUAAGAGAUGUUCUUCAAGGGGCGGAAUCUCCAAGAUUUGAAGUAUUAGAAGACAAAGAGUUCAUGGAGUGUAUAUCCGGGCUCUCUACUAUCCAAAAUGAUGUUGUUAGAGAAAGUCUUUUAAAGCUAAGGAAGUCGCUCAACGACAAGUUCCAUUUGAUCGAUUCAAAGAUUCUUCUGAACGAGUGGACGUACAAAAAGCUACAUGAAUUCAUAGAGCUUUCAGCAACUGAGAAUCGCGUAGUGAUCCUUCCGUUCGUGAAGAUGUAUUUACAGGAUAAACUGAAGAAGACGAUGAAAACACAUAACAGAACGAGGCCAGUUACUACAGAAGCUUCUUCUAAGAAGGGACGCAGGGCUACAAUCUUGGAGGCUUCUUUCUUAGAAGAUGAAGAAAAAUCUUAG
Molecule: messenger RNA, 2310 nt
Organism: Eutrema salsugineum
Lineage: Eukaryota; Viridiplantae; Streptophyta; Magnoliopsida; Brassicales; Brassicaceae
Exons: 5
Coding region: 1-2310 (769 amino acids)
Source: RefSeq, a predicted model, not a curated record